GGACUCGCUUUACGGCAGCAGUAACAGCGGGCGAGAGAGGGGGCGUCGGGGAGGUUGUUCGUUGUUGGUUGGCUCGGUCAGGGCCAGGCCCUGUCCAAAGACGGCUGCAUGGAGGGCGGCGGUGGCAACUCGAAGGGCUCAGCUCUUGGCGGCCUGUUCGGUGCUGGAGGAGCCGGGGGCCCGGGCUAUUCCCACGCGGACCUGGCCGGGGUGCCGUUAACUGGAAUGAACCCUUUGUCUCCUUAUUUAAAUGUGGAUCCCAGAUAUUUAAUACAGGAUACAGAUGAGUUUAUCUUACCUACAGGAGCGAACAAAACUCGGGGAAGAUUUGAGCUGGCCUUUUUUACCAUUGGAGGGUGUUGUAUGACAGGGGCUGCAUUUGGUGCACUGAAUGGUCUGCGGCUGGGAUUGAAGGAGACACACAGCAUGGCCUGGUCCAAACCUAGAAAUGUACAAAUUUUAAAUAUGGUGACACGGCAAGGAGCUCUAUGGGCCAACACUCUGGGAUCCUUGGCAUUGCUUUACAGCGCAUUUGGAGUCAUCAUAGAGAAAACACGAGGUGCAGAAGAUGACCUGAACACAGUAGCUGCUGGGACCAUGACAGGAAUGUUAUACAAAUGCACAGGUGGAGUGCGUGGAAUAGCACGAGGAGGCCUUGCAGGCUUGAUGCUCACUGGCCUCUAUGCUCUUUAUAACAACUGGGAGCAUAUGAAGGGCUCAGUACAACGACAAUCCCUCUGAGCAGGGUCAUGAGGACUGAUUAUAGGACAUUUAUGUAGUUCACCAAUCAAAUUGAUUGCAAAAUCUGUCUGGUGAUGUCCCUUCAUAUUUUAUCUACAAUUAGUGUGAAACUGAAUGGAAGCUAUUGUACUGUGAGGAAGUUCAUUGACACCAUUUACCAGGACUGGCACAUCUCUUCUAGCCAGCAGACUACUGGAGGCAGUGGUACCUAGUGGGUCUGCAGAUGAUUACAAUGUGACCAUUAACUUCUCAAAAGGCACAGAUUGUCUCCCCAGCAUCUCACUUUCUGUUAGCCCUGGACAUAAGCUCCAAGAUCUGGUCCCCUGACUUAACUCACGUAGACAGUGCUAUGCCACCAGGUUCAUUUGGUUAUUUGUGUACUAUGAUUGUGCUACUUUCUAGCCAAUACAGUUUGAGUCCAUAGUGCUAACUGCUGCAGUUCUAACAAAUAAAAAUGGUUUUGUAAGCCACUGUUAAUUCAGCUGGAGCAAGGUGGAGUUUGUCAUUAGCAGUUAGCACAAGGCAAGGCUUAUGUUAAUGGUUAAAAGCACAGUGAAAACUGUUAAUAGGCAUAUCAAACAGUAAAUAGAAGCAUGGUACUAA
Molecule: messenger RNA, 1344 nt
Organism: Gopherus evgoodei (Goodes thornscrub tortoise)
Lineage: Eukaryota; Metazoa; Chordata; Testudines; Testudinidae
Gene: TIMM23B
Product: translocase of inner mitochondrial membrane 23 homolog B
Exons: 7
Coding region: 109-741 (210 amino acids)
Biological process (GO): protein import into mitochondrial matrix
Cellular component (GO): TIM23 mitochondrial import inner membrane translocase complex; mitochondrial inner membrane
Molecular function (GO): transmembrane protein transporter activity
Source: RefSeq, a predicted model, not a curated record